Cladophialophora yegresii CBS 114405 is the source of this 1593-nucleotide messenger RNA. RefSeq lists its product as uncharacterized. The transcript has a single exon. Gene Ontology annotation, molecular function: transmembrane transporter activity. The coding region runs from base 1 to 1593 and encodes 530 amino acids. Lineage: Eukaryota; Fungi; Ascomycota; Eurotiomycetes; Chaetothyriales; Herpotrichiellaceae. Gene Ontology annotation, biological process: transmembrane transport. The record is from RefSeq and is a predicted model, not a curated record.
AUGGCGGCCGAGUCGCCGCGGCCUGUCCCUGUCGACGACAAGAAUCUCGAACGGGACGACGCCGACACCAGCACCCAUUCGAUAUCGCUUUCCGAGAAAGAACGGGAACGACAGGUCGAUCCCGACAUAGAACGGGGCGUCCCCGUUAUCGAUACCACUGAAGAUGCAGACGAGAAGACCCCUGGCGAAACAACCGUCCAGCGCGACGAAAACAUUGUGGACUGGGACGGACCCGACGAUCCGGAGAAAGCGUUGAACUGGACCGAGAGGAAGAAAUGGAGCAACGUCGCGAUCAUCUCGAGUGUGACAUUCCUGACUCCUCUGGCGUCGUCGAUGGUCGCUCCCGCCACACCAUUGAUCAUGGAGGAGUUCAACUCUUCGAACGAGACUAUCGCGAGCUUCAUCGUCUCCAUCUACAUCCUUGGCUACGCCUUGGGUCCCCUGUUUCUGGCACCGUGCAGCGAGAUCUGGGGCAGGCUCUAUGUGUACCAUGUGUGUAACUUCAUGUUCGUCAUCUGGACCAUGGGCUGCGCCUUGGCCCCUGGCAUGGCUUCCCUGCUGGUUUUCCGCCUCCUGGCAGGGAUUGCUGGAAGCUGUCCUCUCACCAUCGGCGGCGGCUCCAUCGCAGACCUGAUUGUCCAGGAAAGGCGCGGUGCGGCAAUGGCCAUCUUUGCGCUGGGGCCUCUCAUGGGCCCCGUCAUCGGCCCAGUGGCAGGAGGGUACCUGGGCCAAGGUGCAGGCUGGCGCUGGAUCUUCUGGCUCAUCACCAUCGCCGGCGGUGUUGCGUUGACCUUUUCCGUCAUCUUCAUGCGCGAGACCUACGAACCCAUCCUGCUGGAGCGCAAGGCCAAGCGACUGCGGAAACAGACCGGCAACGCGAACUUGCGGUCGAAGCUGGAUCAACAGAUUCCCAUGCGCGCCUUCUUCACAAGAGCCCUCAUCCGACCCUCGAAGAUGCUCGUCCUCUCGCCCAUCGUGCUGUCCCUCUCGAUAUACAUGGCCGUCGUGUACGGAUACCUUUACCUGCUCUUCACCACGCUGACCCUGGUCUUCGAAAACACCUACCACUUCAGCCAAGGCGCCGUGGGGUUGAGCUUCCUAGGUAUCGGCAUCGGCUCCAUGCUGGGUCUGGUCAUCUUCGGCGCCCUCUCAGACAAGACGGUGAAGAAAAUGUCCGCCAAGGGAGAAAUGAAACCAGAGUAUCGGCUCCCGCCUCUCAUUCCUGGCAGCUUGAUCAUCCCAAUCGGUCUGUUUUGGUAUGGCUGGAGUGCAGACAAGGGUAUCCACUGGAUCAUGCCAAUCAUCGGGACUCUCUUCAUCGGCCUGGGCCUACUGGCGACUUUCAUGCCCGUCCAGACGUAUCUGGUCGACGCAUACCCCGUUCAUGCCGCUUCCGCGAUCGCAGCAAACACGGUUCUAAGGAGCUUGAUGGGUGCUUUCUUGCCCCUCGCAGGACCGGACAUGUACGCGGCCUUGGGCCUGGGAUGGGGCAACUCGUUGCUUGCUUUCAUCGCCCUGGCAAUGUCGCCUCUGUCGUGGAUAUUCUUCAGGUACGGCGAACAUAUCCGGAACAAGUAUCCAGUGAAGUUGUGA